AUGUUUAGAAUUUAUCUAAGAAAAACAUCGUCAAUUCUUUUAAAACAAAGAAUUCUUGAAGCACCUUCAUUGGCUCCGGCUAAUUCGACAUUCAAUAGAUUCUUUUCUACCAAUAUUGCGAACGACAAAAGAAACAAUGGUCCAACAGCUAUCUUGCUAAUGAAUUUAGGCGGACCAACAGAAUUAGAGGGAGUACAGGAUUUUCUUGAGAGAUUAUUCUCGGAUCCUGAUCUAAUUCCAAUCCCGUUUCAAAAACGCUUGGCUCCGAUAAUAGCGAAACGUAGAGCACCUAGAAUUCAAGAACAAUACGCGAAAAUUGGUGGCGGUUCGCCGAUAUUACAUUGGACCCAAAAACAAGGCAGCGCCUUGGAAAAGUUGUUGGAUGAAAUUUGUCCCGAGACUGCACCACACAAAUCAUACAUAGCAUUUCGUUACGCCCCACCACUAACAGCGGAUACAGUGAUCCAAAUGAAAAAAGAUGGUGUGAGGCGCGCGAUUGCAUUCACUCAGUAUCCUCAAUAUUCUUGUUCAACCACUGGUAGUAGUCUUAACGAAUUGUGUAGAAGAUUGGAAUCGCUGGACUCCGAGCGAUCAAUUCGAUGGAGCGUGAUCGAUCGGUGGCCGACCCAUCCUGGAUUGGUUGAGACGUUUGCAAACCACAUUCAAGCAUCCCUAAAAACUUAUCCUCCUGAAGUUCGCGAUAAUGUAAUUUUCCUAUUUUCGGCACAUUCGCUCCCAACGACAGUGGUGAAUCGCGGAGAUACUUAUAUAUCCGAAGUUGCUGCAACUGUGCACGCAGUAAUGGAACGGUUGGAAUUUUCAAAUCCGUAUCGAUUAGUAUGGCAGUCUCAAGUGGGACCUCAAUCCUGGCAAGGUCCACAAACUAUAGAUGCGAUCUUGGAGUUUGGAAAACGAGGUAAAAAUGAUAUUUUGUUGGUUCCAAUUGCGUUUACAAGCGAUCAUAUUGAGACGUUGUUUGAACUGGACUUGGAAUAUGGGCAUGAGGCCGAAAAGGCCGGAAUUACGGGAUUAAAACGUGCAGAAUCACUUAACGAUGAUCCAACAUUCAUCAAAGCACUGGCUGACCUGGUUCAAGCACAUUUGAAAUCAG
Messenger RNA from Acaulospora morrowiae, 1111 nucleotides. The record is from the annotation of a GenBank genome assembly. NCBI's taxonomy places the organism in Eukaryota, Fungi, Glomeromycota, Glomeromycetes, Diversisporales, Acaulosporaceae.